Fulvia fulva is the source of this 756-nucleotide messenger RNA. RefSeq names its product Alpha/beta hydrolase nvfD. The record is from RefSeq and is a predicted model, not a curated record. The transcript has a single exon. The coding region runs from base 1 to 756 and encodes 251 amino acids. Lineage: Eukaryota; Fungi; Ascomycota; Dothideomycetes; Mycosphaerellales; Mycosphaerellaceae.
AUGUCCCCAUCAAAUACCACGAUCCUGCUCGUCCCAGGCGCCUGGCACACAGCAGACUGCUAUACAGCCCUUGCCAAACCCCUCGAAUUCCACGGGUACAAGACCGAUCUCAUCAACCUCCCCUCCUGCGGGCACAACAAGCGCCUCCCGAACUUCAACGAAGAUGUCGCCGCCAUCCGCGACAGAAUCACCAAAGCCGCCAAUGCAGGCCAAGAUGUCGUCCUCGUAGGCCACUCCUACGGCAGCAUCCCCUCCAACGAAGCCUGCAAAGGCCUCCUGAAGAAGGACCUCGCCGCGCAGGGCAAGAAGGGAGGAGUCGUGCACUUCUUCUUCCUGGUUUCAUUUGUGAUUCCCGAAGGUGCGAGUCUCAUUGGUGCCUUUGGAGGGAAUCCGUUGCCCUGGUUCGUCAUCUCUGAAGAUGAAUUGGAAGUUAACCCUGCCACGCCUGAGACUAUCUUUUACAAUGAUCUCGAGAAGUCUGAGCAGGACCACUGGAUUGGACGAUUGAAGCCGCACAGUUAUCAGGUUAUGCAUACGCCUGUGACGUACGCGGCGUGGAAGGACCUGCCGUGUACUUAUCUUUACUGUAUGGAUGAUCAAGCCAUUCCGUUGGAGAUUCAGAAGAUGAUGGUGGAGGGGACGGCGCAAGGGUGUGGUUUUAGGACUGAGACUGUCGAGGCUGGGCACAGUCCGUUCUUGAGUAAGACCAAGGAGACGGCGGAGGCGAUUGUGAGAGCGGCUGAGGUGGGCGCUUAG